UCUUGAGAGAAAAAGAAAAAGAAAAUCAAUUAGAUCGAUGCAGGAAGUUUCUUGGCGCGGAGUUCAGAGAUUUUUUUACAGUGAGAUUCUUCAAUCUUUGUCGCCGGAAAACCCACACCCGCACUCGAAAUUUCUCUGUUCAAAUCAACUCGUUUCAGCUCCAGAGAAAUAUAGAAGAAGAAAACUCUCAGUCGUUUCUCUCUGCACUUCUUCUGCAAGCUUCGCUGUCUUCGAGACUCUGAUCUUCCCGCUGAAAACCCAGCUAAUCCCAUCUGGAUCCGUACCCAGAUCCCCAAACAAGCUCAGCUUUCGCCAUAACGUCAGCCUCACAGUGUCUCUCACCGUCGGAACUCCUCCACAGAAUGUCUCCAUGGUUCUCGACACCGGCAGCGAGCUCUCUUGGCUUCCCUGCAACAAAACCGGAAAUCACCCAACUAUUUUCGACCCGACUCGAUCAUCUUCCUACUCCCCAAUCCCCUGCUCCUCCUCCAUCUGCACCAACCGUACCCGGGACUUCUCCAUUCCCACUUCCUGCGACUCUGAUAAUCUCUGCCACGCCGUUCUUUCUUACGCCGACGCCUCGUCCUCCGAAGGAAAUCUCGCUUCCGAUGUUUUCCAAACCGGGAGCUCUGGUAUUUCGGGUUUGGUUUUCGGGUGCAUGGACUCGGUCUCCAACUCAAACUCGGAUCAAGACUCAGUCAGUGCAGGUCUAAUGGGUAUGAAUCGUGGAUCAUUGUCCUUCAUUUCUCAAAUGGGUUUCCAGAAAUUUUCGUACUGCAUCUCCGGUACCGAUUUGUCUGGUCUUUUACUGCUCGGCGAUGCAAAUUUCACGCGGCUCCUCCCAUUAAAUUACACUCCAUUAAUCCAAAUAUCAACCCCAUUGCCGUACUUCGAUCGGGUCGCUUACACAGUUCAGCUCCAAGGAAUCAAAGUCUCCGACAAGCUCCUUCCAUUACCGAAAUCUGUACUCGUACCAGACCAUACCGGAGCGGGUCAAACCAUGAUCGAUUCAGGAACCCAGUUCACCUUCCUACUCGGUCCUGUCUACACUGCUUUGAAAUCCGAGUUCUUGAAUCAAACCAGUGGGGUUCUAAGGGUUUUAGAGGAUGAAAACUUUGUGUUUCAAGGUGCCAUGGAUUUAUGUUAUCUCGUUCCAUUGAAUCAACCGGUUCUUCCCCGGUUACCUCCCGUGACUUUGGUGUUUGAAGGAGCCGAAAUGAUCGUAUCGGGCGACCGGGUUUUGUAUCGGGUAGCGGGUCAAGUAAUGGGAAAUGAUUCUGUGUUUUGUUUCACAUUUGGAAACUCCGAUCUGUUAGGUGUGGAGGCGUACGUGAUUGGCCAUCACCAUCAACAGAAUGUGUGGAUGGAGUUUGAUCUGGAGAGAUCAAGGAUCGGUCUGGCCCAAGUACGGUGUGAUUUGGCUGGACAGAGAUUUGAGAUGGGACUUUAAGCCGUGUGAUUAAGUCGAGGUCGUACUAACGGACGGCUUGAUUUGUUUUGGCUUGCAAACAUCCCACGUGAGAUCAUCUACACCAAGUAAUAAUAAUAAUUCAAGGCCAUUUAGAUCGUGAAUUUGUAGUGGUGUAAGUAACUGUGGUGGCCCACAUGAUCGGACGGCCAUUAGUUAAUGAGAAACUAAACGAAUUAAG
Carica papaya (papaya) is the source of this 1649-nucleotide messenger RNA. RefSeq names its product Eukaryotic aspartyl protease family protein (gene PCS1). Gene Ontology annotation, molecular function: aspartic-type endopeptidase activity. NCBI's taxonomy places the organism in Eukaryota, Viridiplantae, Streptophyta, Magnoliopsida, Brassicales, Caricaceae. The record is from RefSeq and is a predicted model, not a curated record. Gene Ontology annotation, biological process: proteolysis.